AUGACCGGCAGAAACGAAAAGGAUGCUCCGCACUUUGAAGAAGAAGAAGAAUCGAACUGCGCCACGUGCACUAGACCGGACAGCGAAGAGGAUAUGGUCCAAUGCGACGCCUGCGAUGAUUGGCAUCACUAUUCAUGUGCUGGGGUGGACCAAACCGUAACCAGCGCGCCAUGGAUAUGCAACAAAUGUAUGGAAGCCAAAGAUGAUGAUGCCGCUUCAGUACACAGUCAAGCCAGUUCCAUCCUUUCUGUAAGCCUAAGUCAAAUGAUGGAUCGACAACAACUUGAAAGAGAAAAGGCCGAUUUGGAAGUACAACGUCGUCAUUUGAAGGAACAACAGAAGCUGUUGUUUAAUACCGCUGCCGGAAUUGGGUUGCAAAAUGUUCCAUCUCUCGAAGUUCCGAGUCAAUCCAAUGCAGCUGCUUCCGGUAUAGCAUCGAGAGGCUUGCUUGGUAGAUUCGCCUCUAUGGACCCAAUAACGGCGCGUGCUGCAAUUUCACCAUACGCUAGCUCAACUGAGCAGGUACCUCAUCUUUCGGCACCUUCGGCAGAUCGGAAUCCAACACCACCUACAGCGCGCAGCUUGAGUCAUCAUCACAUAGCACUACGUGAGCUGAAGGCUAGUGUGGAGAGGUGUGAGACCAGUGAUAAGCUAUCGCCGGAACAACUACUCGAACUUCGGAAACAGCUUGAACACUGCCGUCAGUUGUUUACUGUGAACAAUUCUGAUAAAAGCAAGGAACAAUCAGAUCUGCGGAAACAAUCUGGUGCAAUUCCGAAGACCACUCGUAACCUACCCACCGUACCGGAGGAGAGUCGCUUAUCUAAACAAAACAACGCAAUAGGUGAAUGCGAGGAGGAAGCUACGUUAAAUUCCUGGCGAAUUAAGCAGUCGGUAAGCCAGAAUGGAUUGCCGCUGGUAAGUGACACAACGCCUAUGGAGACUUCAGGUAAGCGUCAUGCCUCAUACUAUUCUGACCAUGAAAAUAAUAUUCAUACUUUCCCUGCAUUUAAUGCAGCAGAAUUAGAUAACCACUCCACGACCAUUAUAUCCCGAAAGCAGCUGCGAAAUUACGCGCGCUCGGAAAAUAUUUCUCACUUCCGUGAACAGCUGCAAGACAUAAACGCACGCACGGCUAGAAUGAACGAUUUGACUUUACCUUCAAAUCAAGUCAAUUUAGAUUAUGUAUCGCAGUCGCGAAACCCCUUUGAACGUAUACAUAACACUCAAGAACAGUCUCAACUCCCUCGUCAAUCAAAUCAAGUGACAAGCAACUCUGUAAAUUCCCCCCAUGCUUUCCAUCAACCAACACAGCAACAAGUAGUAGCCCGACAGUCCCUGGGAAGAGAUCUUCCUCGAUUUUCUGGAGACCCCACGGAAUGGCCUAUCUUCAUCUCCAAUUACGAAUUUACCACGGAAGCCUGUGGUUUUUCCGACGCGGAAAACAUGCUUCGUCUGCAACGAUGUUUAACUGGUGCAGCGCUUGAGUCAGUACGCAGUCGACUGGUGCUGCCGGCGGGGGUACCACAAGUUAUUGAAAGGCUGCGAAGACGGUAUGGUCGCCCAGAACUACUAAUAAACGGUUUACUGAAAAAGGUGCGUGAGAUUCCGGCUCUUAAGACUGAUCGGUUGGAAGGACUUAUCAGUUUCGGCGACGCAGUGCAAACAUUAUGUGCUCACAUCGAGGCUGCGAGGGAACACACUCACCUCUCCAACCCAUCCCUACUACAGGAAUUGAUUUUGAAGCUUCCUUCGAACCACCAGAUGAUGUGGGCUAGAUAUCAACGACAGUUCAGCCACGUGAACCUCCAAACCUUUAACGAAUAUAUGGACAUGAUUGUUGAGGAUGCUUCAAGCAUAGUGUCUCUAGAACCGGAAAUAACGACGCGCGUUAGUGGACGAGAUCGACAAAAACCAAAAGCCUUCAUCAACGCGCACGCUGAAGACUGGAUAGAUGCGCAAGCACCGAAGGAAUCCAUGAGGGAAUACGUUUGCGUUAACUGCGAUCAGGUGGGACAUCGGAUUGCCGAAUGUAGAACAUUUAAGGCGCUUAGUAUCGAGGAUCGAUGGCGAAUAGUAAGGUCAAAAAAUCUGUGCCAAAAUUGUUUGUACAACCACGGUCGCAGAUCGUGCCGGUUACGCCAAAGCUGUAAUAUUGAGAAUUGUCGAUAUCGCCAUCACCGUCUGCUCCACCCUGAGGAUGUUCAGUCUACUCCGGUUAUCGUUGCCGAAAAUCACUUCCAUCGAGACCUUAAUAUCUCAUCGUUGUUCAGAAUCUUACCAGUAAAACUGUACGGAGAGCUCGGCUGCGUUGAAACUUUCGCCUUCUUGGAUGAAGGAUCUGAUCUCACCUUGGUGGAGAAUGAACUCGCAAGCAAUUUGGGAGUGAAAGGCGAUCUUCAACCUCUUUGCCUAAAAUGGACGGGUGACACAUCCCGUCUCGAGACGGAAUCUCAGCGAAUUUCUCUACAAAUAUCGGGAGCGAAUCCUGACAAGCGGUAUACCUUGACAAACGCCCGGACGGUAAAUAGUCUAAACCUCCCAUGCCAAACAUUCCAGUUUUCAGAAGCUUCGAGUAAGUAUUCGUAUUUACAAGGCAUCCCCAUUUCUAGUUAUAGCAAUGCCAAACCGCGAAUUCUCAUCGGUAUAGAUAAUUUGAGAUUAGCACUUCCGCUCAAAGUAAAAGAAGGUGACAGUAAUGGACCGGUUGCUGUAAAGACCAGAUUAGGUUGGUGUGUCUACGGACCACGCUUGAACAACACGGAAGAAGCAAACAUCUACCAUAUUAGCAAAUGCAAUUGUGAAUCCGAUUUACAAGAAUCUGUCAAAAGGUUUCUCGCUGUAGAAGCAUCCGGGACGUCCAGCACACAUGCUCCGCCAUCGGAGGAAGAGCAACGAGCCCUAACCUUACUUGAAUCUACAACAAAACGUAUAGGUAACCGCUUCGAAACAGGCCUGCUGUUUAAAGAUAACUAUGUAGAAUUCCCUGAUAGCUACGCGAUGGCGGAAAAUAGAUUGGUCUGUCUCGAACGACGUAUGCAACGCCACCCUGCUCUGAAAGAAAACCUUCAUCGACAGAUUCGAGAGUAUGAAUCUAAAGGCUACGCACACAAAGCCAGUAUGGCAGAACUAGAAUCAGCUGAUCCUCGCAAGACUUGGUACCUCCCCAUCGGGGCAGUAACUAACCCAAAGAAACCCGGGAAGGUCCGGAUUAUAUGGGACGCCGCUGCCAAAUCGGAUGGAGUAUCUCUAAACAGCGUGCUUCUGAAAGGCCCAGACCAACUGGUAGCUCUUCCUGGAGUUCUAUUCCGAUUCCGCCAGUAUAGAGUGGCAGUAACCUCUGAUAUACAAGAGAUGUUCCACCAAAUUCGUAUCAGGAAAGAGGAUAUCCACUCACAACGCUUCUUGUGGCGUUCAGAUCCCUCAGAGAAACCCACCAUAUAUUUGAUGGAUGUUGCUACAUUUGGUAGCACUUGCUCACCUGCCUCCGCUCAAUUUGUUAAAAAUAGGAACGCUGAAAUUCAUUCUCAAUUGUAUCCAGAGGCGGCGCAAGCAAUCAUUCGUGACCACUACGUAGAUGAUUAUUUGGCAAGUUUUGAAUCGGAAGAAGAAGCGUUACGAGUGGCUCGUGAUGUACGAACAGUGCAUGGUAAUGGAGGUUUUAAGCUGCAUAACUGGCGAUCAAAUGAUGCAACAGUAUUACAAGGUUUGGGAGAAGAAAAAACACAAACAGCGAAACGUCUUGACCUCUCGGAAGGAGGGCAAACGGAACGAGUCCUUGGUAUGCUAUGGAAUCCUUCGGAUGAUCUGCUAUGCUUCUCUACUCAAAUGAGCGAGGAGGUGCACAAUUUGAUUGUAACAACUACUCGACCAACAAAAAGGCAAGUCCUCCGAUGCGUUAUGACGUUAUUUGACCCCUUGGGUUUACUGUCUCCUUUCAUAAUCCACGGUAAGGUCCUCAUACAAGAUUUAUGGCGAGAAGGUACAGGUUGGGACGAACAAAUAAGCGAAGAUGUGUACAAAAGGUGGCAAAGGUGGAUCAAAAUGUUAAAAUUUAUUGCAGAAAUAAGAAUUCCCCGAUGUUAUUUUCAGCGAGCGUCACGAGAAACCUAUAUGAAUACGCAAAUGCACGUUUUCGUCGACGCUAGCGAAAUCGCCUAUUCCUGUGCGGUUUACCUUAGGGCACAAGGUAAAGAAGGGUCAUCUCAAUGCUGUCUUGUAGCGGCGAAGUCAAAAGUAGCUCCAUUGAAACCUUGGUCUAUACCUAGAAUGGAACUACAAGGAUGCGUUCUAGGAGUUCGUUGGGCGAAGUUUGUGCGAGACAAUCACGACCUUCCUAUCUUAAAGACGGUCUAUUGGACAGAUUCAAGAACCGCUCUGGCAUGGAUCAGGGCAGACCCUCGGAACUACCGGCAGUUUGUCUCAUUCAGAGUUGGGGAGAUCCUAGAACAUUCUUCUACCAGUGAAUGGCGAUGGGUUCCGUCAAAAUCCAACCCAGCAGACGAAGCAACGAAAUGGGGGAGCGGCCCAUACUUCAAUUCAGAAAGCAUAUGGUUCAAUGGUCCAGAAUUCCUCUCGUUCUCUGAGUCGCGGUGGCCACAACCUACAGAACCCGUCACUCCAACAUCAGAGGAAAUUCGAAAUUCAAUUCUUCACCACCGUGUUGUAGAACCCGUGUUAGAUUUCAACCGUUUCGCCACAUGGGGUCGACUAAAUAGAGUUACAGCCUACGUACUGCGAUAUCUGCAAAACCGCUUCAAAGGAGCGAAACUUACUGGACCUCUCCAACAGGAAGAACUCAAAAUGGCUACAGAAGCAAUCCUAAGACAUGUUCAAGAAGAUUCGUUUGCGGAAGAAAUAAGUGCACUUAAAAAUACGGUACACAACAAAUCUGGUCGAAGGGCUAUAGAGAAACGCAGUACCAUUUACCAAUUGAUGCCAUUCAUAGAUGAAAAGGGUUUGCUGAGAGAACGGGGACGUAUUGACGCAGUUAAGAACGUACCGUACGACACCCGACACCCAAUUAUCCUCCCAAAAAACCAUCCUGUUACUGAUCUGAUAAUCCUAGAUUACCAUGAAGUUUAUCGUCAUAGAAACAGUGAAACCGUCGUGAACGAACUACGCCAACUUUACAGCAUCCCAAAACUACGUGCACUGGUAAAGAAAGUCAGCAAAAACUGCCAGAUCUGUAGAAUCCGCUUAGCGCGGCCGAGAAUCCCUGUAAUGGCUCCGCUACCUCCAGCCCGUCUUGCUCACCACGAACGAGCGUUCACAUACACGGGGUUAGACUACUUCGGACCGCUCUUGGUGAAACUAGGAAGAGCCCGAGUCAAAAGAUGGAUUGCUCUGUUCACAUGCCUGACCGUUCGAGCAGUUCACCUUGAGGUCGCCUAUACACUAUCAACAGAAUCCUGUAUUUCCUGCGUUCGUCGCUUUGUGGGUCGUCGUGGAUCUCCGAUUGAGUUCUUUACGGAUAAUGGGACCAACUUUCAAGGAGCUGAUCGUGUUCUACGGGGUCAAAUUAGUCAGGGACUGUCAGCUACUUUCACCAAUGCGAACACGAAAUGGAGCUUCAAUCCACCAGGGGCGCCACAUAUGGGGGGCGCAUGGGAGCGACUAGUACAGUCAGUUAAAAUAGCUAUGGCCGAUGCCUACACCGAGGGGAAACUGGAUGACGAGGGGUUGCAGACAUUGGUCGUGGAGUCAGAAAGUAUGAUAAAUAAGAGGCCUCUGACCUACCUACCACUUGAAUCUGACGAAGCAGAGGCACUGACCCCUAACCAUUUCUUGCUACUAAGUUCGAAUGGAAACAAAUCUCCUAGACAAAACCAUCAAAAUUCGUCUACCGUAAGCCACGAAUCUUAUCGUAAUAUUCUCGGAAAUUCGUGGUCUGAAAUCCAAACCAAACUCAACGUAUUUUGGCAUAGAUGGUUGGUCGAAUAUUUACCAGUUAUAAGGAGGCAACCAAAGUGGUUCGACGAAACAAAGCCUAUAGAAGCGGGUGACCUGGUCAUGGUAGCUGAGACAGCAAAGAGUGGAAAAUGGGAGAGAGGGCGUAUCCUAGAGGUACUACGGAAUCCGGAUGGACGAUCAAGGAGGGCUGUGGUUCAAAUUGGAGCAAAUCGCUUCAUACGUCCAGUAUCCCGAAUGGCCGUGCUGGAUGUGGUUAAUCGUGAAGCUGCGGAUAAAUCCAACCUACACCAGGGGGAGGGUGUUAUUUCUAGCCAGCUGGCCACCCGGUCAGCAACGAUCGACAAGUGUCAAAAUCGAGAAAGUUGCCCCACUUAG
Uranotaenia lowii is the source of this 6288-nucleotide messenger RNA. RefSeq lists its product as uncharacterized. The coding region runs from base 1 to 6288 and encodes 2095 amino acids. The record is from RefSeq and is a predicted model, not a curated record. Gene Ontology annotation, molecular function: nucleic acid binding. Gene Ontology annotation, biological process: DNA integration. Lineage: Eukaryota; Metazoa; Arthropoda; Insecta; Diptera; Culicidae. The transcript has a single exon.